UUGGGGGGGGGGAGAGCGGCGGGAGGGAGCGAGGGGGCAGGCAGCGGCCUCUCCGCCUCCUCCCUCGCCUGCAGCGCGCCCGGCGUCGGCGGCGUCCAGAGCCCCGUGCGGCGCGGAUCGCGAGCCGCCGAGGGACGCCCGAUGGUGCCGCGCGGCGACGGCGGGGGAGGUGCCAGGCGCCUUCUGCAGCUCGCGCUGCGCUCGCCCUCGCGGAGCCUGCGCCUGUGGCUGCUGCUGCUGCUCCUCCUGGCGGCUCUCGGCCACGCGUGGACUUACCGCGAGGAACCUGAGGAGAGCGACAGGGAAGUGUGCUCCGAGAGCAGAGUCGCCACCACCAAAUACCCGUGCCUGAAGCCCGGCGGGGAACUCAGCACCUGCUUCAGGUGAGUGGCGCCGCGCGCUCCCGCCUUUGCCGCGGAUGGAAGAGCUGCUGGGACGGUUGAGGAGAGGAGGUGGGGGA
Molecule: messenger RNA, 460 nt
Organism: Thamnophis elegans (Western terrestrial garter snake)
Lineage: Eukaryota; Metazoa; Chordata; Lepidosauria; Squamata; Natricidae
Product: collagen and calcium-binding EGF domain-containing protein 1-like
Exons: 2
Coding region: 142-387 (81 amino acids)
Source: RefSeq, a predicted model, not a curated record